GCCACGAAGAUGUAUUUCAUAUUUCACCUCGGCGACAUUUCACUCGGCAACGGCGGCGGAUUAAAGAGGCAGAGUUAACAGCAACAACAGUCACAUGCAGCAAAAAGCCUGACGUUGACACCAGCUAUCCCAAAUGAUGAAUAUGAACAAAAGACAGAGAAAAGCGUUUGACAGUGAUCUUGUGGCAGCCUGGUCGUCUCUCCGUCUGCCCCUGCUGCCCAUUGGCACAGCAGCAGAAGCAGGAGGACCACAAAGGGGAGGGCCGAACGGGCCCCCUUCUCCUCCCUUCAACAGAAGAUGUGUGCUCCUCUGAGUGGGAACUGUUUGUGAAAGAGCUCCGAGUUCAGAGACCGAGCAGUCAACUCUAAUUAUCAGGUGUUGUGAGCAGCUUCUGUCCCGACUGGACAUCAACAGGCCUCUCCAGAGAAGAAGAACUCUUGUGGCUCUGUCAAGCGUGGAGGCCAGAGAGAGAGGGAUGGACACGUGCGCCUGUGCUUUGGAGCUGCUGGGGAUGCUGGUCUAUGUUGGAGCGUGGCUGUGCGCUUUAACUACUACUAUCUUACCACAGUGGCUGACCAUGUCCACUGCGCUGCUGCCUGUAGAGAGCUACGAACUGGGCCUGUGGGAAACCUGUGUGGUCCAGGACGUCGGUGGCAUGGAGUGUAGAGCUUACGACAGCCUGCUGGGCCUCUCCAGUGACCUCAAGCUGGCCCGCAUCCUCAUGUGCGCAUCCCUCACUGUGGGCAUGCUGGGAAUCCUGGUAGCUAUACCUGGACUUUACCUGGUCAACAGCUGUAAAGAACAUGGAGGCUAUCGAACCAAGAGGACUUUAACCAUCAUCGGAGGGGUGCUGGGGAUGGUUUCUGGAGUGCUGUGUCUAAUCCCUGUGUCCUACAUGGCCCAUUUAGCCGUAAUACAUUUCUUUGAUGAUAAAGUACCUGAUGUGGUGCCAAGAUGGGAGUUUGGAGAUGCCUUGUUCUGUGGCUGGGUGGGGGGAUUUCUUCUCAUAGUGGCCGGGCUGCUUCUGGUCACCUCAUGCUUGUGUUCGCAGGUGGAGGCUCAGCCUGCGCUGCAGCGGAGGUACCAGGUGAUGAGUACAGAUGUUAACUUCCGGAAGCGCUCGGAGUACGUUUAAGGGACGAAUCAUGAGAGAUUUACCUGCAUAGAGACUGACAGCACAACACAAUCAACUGUAGAACCGCACUUCAAACCACUUCAAAACAAUGAUGUAAAUAUCUGGUUUUAUAUCAGAGACUCUAUACUGUAUAAGGGUUGUUUCAUCAUUUCAAAGGUUUUGUUAAACAGUGAAAUUGACACCCUGUUUCAGCUAUUUCAGGUGACUCACCUGCACAAUCAAACAUUAGAUUUUAAGAUGACCUGCUGUGACCAGUAAAAAUGAAUAUUUUUUUAAAGAUAUGUUUUAUAAGAUGCUUGAUAUUCCUUAGUCUGGGAUUGUUUCAGGAUCUUUCUCUUAUCAAUCUCUUAUCUGAUUUACAACAAAUUUUAGCUUUGAAAAUGCUGUGGAUGUAAGUUAUUCUUGAAACUAAAACUUAGAGAGAGCACACAUUUUCUGUGCCUUGUUAAGUUUGCUAAUGUGCUGUAAUAUACAGCACAUUCAGA
Xiphias gladius (swordfish) is the source of this 1620-nucleotide messenger RNA. Its product is annotated as putative claudin-24. Gene Ontology annotation, molecular function: structural molecule activity. Gene Ontology annotation, biological process: cell adhesion; bicellular tight junction assembly. Gene Ontology annotation, cellular component: bicellular tight junction; plasma membrane. NCBI's taxonomy places the organism in Eukaryota, Metazoa, Chordata, Actinopteri, Istiophoriformes, Xiphiidae. The transcript is spliced from 3 exons. Bases 476 to 1135 code for a protein of 219 amino acids. The record is from RefSeq and is a predicted model, not a curated record.